AUGUGGCCAGGAGUGAGGAAGACAGAUAUGAAGAGGGAGGAAAAGGCAGACAUGAAGCAGACAGACAGGAAGCAGACAGGCACGAAGCAGGAAUAUAUGAAGCAGACAGACACGAAGCAGGAAGACAUGAAGCAGGCAGACAUGAAGCAGGCAGACACGAAGCAGGAAUAUAUGAAGCAGACAGACAUGAAGCUGGAAUAUACGAAGCAGGCAGACACGAAGCAGACAGACACGAAGCUGGAAGACACGAAGCAGGAAUAUAUGAAGCAGGCAGACACGAAGCUGGAAGACACGAAGCAGACAGACACGAAGCAGGCAGACAUGAAGCAGGCAGACACGAAGCUGGAAGACACGAAGCAGGCAGACACGAAGCUGGAAGACACGAAGCAGGCAGACACGAAGCAGGAAGACAUGAAGCAGGCAGACAUGAAGCAGGCAGACAUGAAGCAGGCAGACACGAAGCUGGAAGACACGAAGCAGGCAGACACGAAGCUGGAAGACACGAAGCAGGCAGACAUGAAGCAGGCAGACACGAAGCUGGAAGACACGAAGCAGGCAGACACGAAGCUGGAAGACACGAAGCAGGCAGACACGAAGCAGGAAGACAUGAAGCAGGCAGACACGAAGCAGGCAGACACGAAGCAGGCAGACACGAAGCAGGCAGACACGAAGCAGGCAGACACGAAGCUGGAAGACACGAAGCAGGCAGACACGAAGCUGGAAGACACGAAGCAGGCAGACACGAAGCAGGAAGACAUGAAGCAGGCAGACACGAAGCAGGCAGACAUGAAGCAGGCAGACAUGAAGUGGGCAGACACGAAGCAGGCAGACAUGAAGCACACAGGCAUGAAGCAGGAAUAUAUGAAGCAGGCAGACACGAAGCAGACAGACACGAAGCAGGCAGACACGAAGCAGGCAGACACGAAGCAGGCAGACACGAAGCAGACAGACACGAAGCAGACAGACACGAAGCAGGCAGACACGAAGCAGACAGACACGAAGCAGGCAGACACGAAGCUGGAAGACACGAAGCAGGCAGACACGAAGCUGGAAGACACGAAGCAGGCAGACACGAAGCAGGAAGACAUGAAGCAGGCAGACACGAAGCAGGCAGACAUGAAGCAGGCAGACAUGAAGUGGGCAGACACGAAGCAGGCAGACAUGAAGCACACAGGCAUGAAGCAGGAAUAUAUGAAGCAGGCAGACACGAAGCAGACAGACACGAAGCAGGCAGACACGAAGCAGGCAGACACGAAGCAGGCAGACACGAAGCAGACAGACACGAAGCAGGCAGACACGAAGCAGGCAGACAUGAAGCAGGCAGACAUGAAGCGGGCAGACACGAAGCAGGAAGACAUGAAGCAGACAGACACGAAGCAGGAAUAUAUGAAGCAGGCAGACACGAAGCAGACAGACACAAAGCUGGAAGACACGAAGCAGACAGACACGAAGCAGGCAGACAUAAGGCGGGCAAACACGAAGCUGGAAGACAUGAAGCAGACAGGCAUGAAGCAGGAAUAUAUGAAGCAGGCAGACACGAAGCAGGCAGACACGAAGCAGGCAGACACGAAGCAGACAGACACGAAGCAGGCAGACAUGAAGCAGGCAGACACGAAGCAGGAAUAUAUGAAGCAGGCAGACACGAAGCUGGAAGACAAGAAGCAGAUAGACACGAAGCAGGCAGACACAAAGCAGGAAGACAUGAAGCAGGCAGACAUGAAGCAGGCAGACAUGAAGCGGGCAGACACGAAGCAGGCAGACACGAAGCAGGAAGACAUGAAGCAGGCAGACAUGAAGCAGGAAUAUACGAAGCAGGCAGACACAAAGCAGGAAGACACGAAGCAGGCAGACACGAAGCAAGAAUAUAUGAAGCAGGCAGACACGAAGCUGGAAUAUAUGAAGCAGGCAGACAUGAAGCAGGCAGACACGAAGCAGGCAGACAUGAAGCAGGCAGACAUGAAGCAGGCAGACACGAAGCAGGCAGACAUGAAGCAGGAAGACAUAAAGCAGGCAGACACGAAAAACAGAGUGAGCGAGGGGUCAGAGAGGAUAAGGAUGAAGAUGAAAUUGUAG
Molecule: messenger RNA, 2073 nt
Organism: Pimephales promelas (fathead minnow)
Lineage: Eukaryota; Metazoa; Chordata; Actinopteri; Cypriniformes; Leuciscidae
Source: RefSeq, a predicted model, not a curated record